CAACCUUCUCUGUUCUUUCUUUCAUAAAAAAAAAAAAAAACAAAACCUUCUCUGUUCUUUCAAGAUAUAUGGCUACACCAAGUACAUUAACCUACAGCGAUUACGUGGACCAACAUUUAAUGAAAGAAAACGUCCUCAGCGAGGCAGCAAUUGCAGGACACCGAGGCGAAAUUUGGGCCCAGACCAGUGGGUUCCCUAGAUUUCCUGAUGCGGAAAUUCGGAACAUCAUGCAAGAAUUCGAUAAACCUGGGACGCACAGGGUGUUGUCCUGUGGAGGGACUGACCAUGUGGUAGUCCAAUCCAUUCCUCGUAUUUUAAUUCGCACACAGCUGCCGGGCACUGAUGGAGGCGUUAUAAUAAUGAAGACCAUACAACUGCUGCUUAUAGGGACCUAUAAUAGCAACCCUACCCGGUCCAGCACUAUUGUUGAAGAUUUGGGCAAUUUUUUCGUAUGCAAUGGUCUUUAAUUACUGCCAUUGAUAAAGCUGCGUUUUACGCUGUCACGCUCCCCGUCUUCAGCCCCGGUGGUGAUUUCAGUUGCAAGCUUUGAUUGAUUGGGAACUGAUAUCUGUUAUCUAGAUAUUUAAUAAUUUUGAAACAAUGUUUAAAUUAUGUGUUGUUUGUAUCGAUUAAGUCUGUAAGUUUGCACCAUCGGUGCAUAGAAUAAUUUCCACUGCUAGUUUUUUGUUUGUUGCGUCUGUUUGUAGUUCCUCUUGUCUUGGCUCCUGUGGCUUUGACGACUAUGAGAGCUCUGUUUCCUUUCAGUUUAGCCUUUUGGCUUUCUGAUGUUGUAUGGUUCGGCUGUUUUCCAGCUUUUUAAUGAAUA
This is a messenger RNA of Rosa chinensis, 826 nucleotides long. Its product is annotated as profilin-like. Lineage: Eukaryota; Viridiplantae; Streptophyta; Magnoliopsida; Rosales; Rosaceae. Bases 69 to 467 code for a protein of 132 amino acids. Gene Ontology annotation, molecular function: actin monomer binding. Gene Ontology annotation, cellular component: cell cortex. The transcript is spliced from 3 exons. The record is from RefSeq and is a predicted model, not a curated record.